Amaranthus tricolor (Joseph's coat) is the source of this 2109-nucleotide messenger RNA. Its product is annotated as zinc finger CCCH domain-containing protein 56. Gene Ontology annotation, molecular function: mRNA binding; metal ion binding. Bases 808 to 1812 code for a protein of 334 amino acids. The record is from RefSeq and is a predicted model, not a curated record. The transcript has 2 exons. Lineage: Eukaryota; Viridiplantae; Streptophyta; Magnoliopsida; Caryophyllales; Amaranthaceae.
AAAUUCUCGUACGUGCCAAACAAUCAUACAGUGACAAUUUUGUUUAAUUCAAGCAUUUACCUCUAUAAUGGACUAAUGGUGAAUGGUCUUACAAGAUUUUUUUUUGGUAUUUUAUCCACCCAUCACUGAAGCAAAGAAAUCACCCAGCAACAAAGCAUGGCUGUAAAUGUAAUUAUCUUCAUCUUACCCAGUCUCAUCAUCCCUCUUUCUUUCUCUCUGUAAGUUUUCUGUUUUUCUGACAUCAAUCGUUUAGAUUCUCUUUCAUUCUCCAUUUUAUCUUCUUGUCUGUAAAACUGUAAGAUACUCUGCUAUCUUCUUUAUAUUGUUUCCCAAUGUUACUUCAAAUUAAUUUGCGCAUUUUCACUUGUUACGCUAAGCUAAGGUUUUUUUUAUCUUUUUAAUAGGAUUUUGUAAUUGUUCUUCAAAAUUUUGCAAAUUUUGCUGUUUUUAUUGUCUACCCUUUCAUCCUAAAUUGAAAUUUAGUUACCUGUAAUUCCACUAGUUUUCCGCAUUUUUUGUUUGUUGGUUUUUCUGCAUUUGAUUGAGCAACUUUAUGUACUUGAUUAAACUGUCCACUUUCCGUCAAAAUUUUAUCUUUGGUUUGCCCAAUCGCAUAAUUUAUUAUAUGUUGGUGAAAAUUAGGGCUUUUGAGGUUUAGGUGUAAGGUUUCAUUUUUUAAGAUCAAAUCUUGAUAUGAUAAAGGAUUUUAGUGCUGAAGCUGGGUUCCCAUGGGGAAUAUCGGAUUUUGAUAACUGUUCUAGGGUUUAGGUAUUAGGUUUAACUUUUGAAGAUUUAAAAUUUUGGUAAAUGGAUUUUGGUGCUGAAGCUAUGUUUCCUGGGGGAGGUUCGGAUUUUGAUAAUUGGGGUGCGGAUGGUCUAAAUGAUCAGGCAAUUUGGGCUACUGAAGAUGAAUAUAUAAAUUGGAAUAGUAGUGAAACACCUAGUUCUAAUUACAAUCAACAUCAUUUGUAUGGAUCUGAGCCACCCAAUAAGAAGACUAGGAGCUCUCAGAGUGGAGACUCAGCUUCAAACCACUCCAAAGCCAUUGGGAAAAUGUUUUAUAAAACGAAGCUAUGCUGCAAGUUUCGUGCUGGGGUCUGUCCUUAUAUUACUAAUUGUAAUUUUGCCCAUGGCUUGGAAGAACUACGGAAACCGCCCCCUAAUUGGCAAGACAUUGUGGCUGCUCAUGAGGAGGAGAGAGAUGUUACAGUUGAGCAGAGGGAAGAACACCAAAUACCUACUAUUAGUCCCACAGAUUUGCGGAUUGAGUCUCAAAGGUCUUACAAAGGUAGGCAUUGCAAGAAGUUUUACACUGAAGAGGGUUGCCCUUAUGGAGAAAAUUGUACCUUUCUUCAUGAUGAGCAAUCGAGAUCUAGAGAGAGUGUGGCAAUCAGUGUGAGUCCUACUGUUGGUGGCACUUAUGGUCCUAAUGGUCAAAUUCAGAAGCCUUCGAAUUGGAAGACAAGGAUCUGUAACAAAUGGGAGACAACCGGUAGCUGCCCAUUUGGGAGCAAGUGUCAUUUUGCCCAUGGAUUAGCAGAGUUGCACAAAUUCACUGGAGCUGCAGACGGGGAAGUUAGAGAUGCUGUGCCGACUGAAACAAAGGUGAGCAGUGUGAUCGUAAAAACAGACUCAUCAGCAGCUCCAAGCUUAUCAAUUCCUCGCCAGGAAUUCCACCAUGUUGGACUUGGAAUUUCUUCACAGAGGCCUUCGAAUGUAAUCCAAGUGGCUGGGCAGAGACCUGCCCAGAAAUGGAAAGGACCCGACAAGAUAAGCAGGAUAUAUGGUGACUGGAUUGACGACAUUGAGUAACUCCAAAAUAACGUACAAUUAUCUCCAUCUUAUGCUUAUGAUGAUAGUGUAGGGGCUGGAUAUCUCUAGCUCAUUGUGAAUUUGCUGUUGUAUUGUAUUUUCUGUAAUGAUGUCAGAGUUGUUUUUAUGCACAGCCAGAGCUCGGAAUGUAGGAUUUAUUCUGUGUCUUUUUAUUAGACAAGUGAAUCGAAUAAUAGCAAUCUUGUAUAAUCGUGGUGCAUCAGUGUUUGGGGAUUCUUUUCUACAAUUGAAUACUACUUCCUCCUAUCCUAAUCAAAUGUUUCAUUUGGUUUUGUA